Molecule: messenger RNA, 1901 nt
Organism: Callorhinus ursinus (northern fur seal)
Lineage: Eukaryota; Metazoa; Chordata; Mammalia; Carnivora; Otariidae
Gene: RNF135
Product: ring finger protein 135
Biological process (GO): regulation of innate immune response
Cellular component (GO): cytoplasm
Molecular function (GO): protein binding; ribonucleoprotein complex binding; metal ion binding
Source: RefSeq, a predicted model, not a curated record
CUUUUCAGUUCCAGCCACCUGAAUAUUUAGGAGUGGGGCCUGGAAAUUUAAGAGCAAAUGGUGUUACCAGUGGUCGGCUACCUCCCUCUCUAAAGUAGUCUGAUUAUGGCUUCCAAAACACAUACUAUUUUGAGGGACAUCAGGCUUCUUAGAGUUGCAGAAGGUCCUGGGUCAUUUCCAGUUUUUGAGGUCCUAGCAUGAUUUAAAAAAUGUGGUAUGUUAAAACAAAGUUAUUAAAACUCUGGUUUAUUGACAGUUGGAUAAUGAACACAUUGUAUUUCUGUAACUCUAUAUAGGACCCCUUUUGGAGGUAAUGCAAUGUUCACCAUUGAAGUCUGUGCCCUGCCUGCCUCUGAUGAGUGCCACCAGAUCUGGAAGUUGUUGCCAGAAUGUUGGCUGCAGAACUUCCACUCCCAGCCAGGCAGCUGAGCAGAUCAAGGCAGCGGCACAGAAGAGCAUCCCAGAAGUUGGGCGUGAGCUGGCGGAGUUGGUGGAACAGCUCGUAGACAUUGUCAGGAGUCUUCAGAGUCAGAGGCACCUCCCCGAAUCCGGACCAGACAAUGAAGGGAGCACCCCGAGCAUGAGCAUGUCUUCUUCUGGUGGGGUGGACCUUUCCUUGGCUUCUUCAAAGCCAGUGACUUCCAACACACCCGAGAGAAAAAUGAGAGACAUUCUGCAUGACCUAGAAGAAAUCCAGAAGAAAUUACGGGAAAACUUCACGUGGAAGGAGGCCUUUGAAGAACAGCCGCAGGCAGAAGUCCAAGAAGCUCCCUAUUCCUCUUCAUGUCCGCUGCCUGACCAGAGCCACCCAGCCCCCAAGAGCACCUCCCGGUUUGCUCAGUGGGCCAUCAGUCCGACCUUCGACCUUCGCAGCCACUCCUGUAGCCUGGAGGUGUCCAAGGAUGGCCGGGCAGUGACUGUGUCUCGCCAUCCACAGACCCAUCUCGGGGGUCAUGAGAGGUUUGUGACCUGCCAGGCCUUAUGUUCCCAGGCCUUUUCUUCUGGGCAGCAGUACUGGGAAGUGGACACUCAGCAUUGCAGCCACUGGGCAGUUGGGGUGGCUUCCUGGGGGAUGAAACGGACCCAGAUCCUGGGAAGGACCCAGGACUCCUACUGUGUAGAGUGGAAGGGGACUAGCCAGCUCUCUGCAUGGCACAUGGUCAAGGAGACUGUCCUUGGCUCUGACAGACCGAAGGUGGUGGGCAUCUGGCUGGACCUGCAGGAGGGGAACCUUGCCUUCUAUUCAGUGGCUGAUCAGGAGACGCUUCUGUAUGAGUGCCCAGUCUCAGCCUCCUCUCCUCUGCACCCUGCCUUCUGGCUCUAUGGCUUAAAUCCUGGAAACUCUCUGACUAUAAGGCCGAUAAGGGUGUAAAGUUUCCCUGGGUGUCAGAAACCCAGUGGUUUCCUGUCCUUUCCCUCUGCUUUCAAGCCGGUGGUACCUCGACAAGAGUCCCACUUCCAGAGUUAAUGGGUGCGCUGUAAAGGGCUAACUGCAGGCUUCGGGUGGGCAGACUGCACAUUCCCAAGAGAGCGUGGGCCCUUGACUAGUUCUUGGGAGGCAACCCCUAAGCCCUUGGGGUAUCCUGCCUGAUAAGAGUGUUUGUUUCCCGAGGGUCUUGGGCCAGGAGGUAUCAGCUUGACCUCUGGAGGGACUGGAGACUAAGGCCUGCCCAUGUGGCCGACCCCCAGGAAAAGCCUGGGCACCAGACCUUGGGGGAGCUUCCCUGGUUGGCAGUCUCCUUGUACAUUGUCACACAUUGUCGCUAGGAGAAUUAAUACUGUUCUUGUGACUCCAUGGGGAAGGAGAGUUGGUGUCUCUUUGGCCUGUGUCCCAUGUGCCUUUUUCUCCUGCAGAUUUUAAUCUAUCGUUUCACUGUAAUAAAUUGUAACCAAGACUACAA